AUGUCACACGUAUCGCCCGGUUCACACUUGACACCUGGUUCACACUUGUCGCCCGGUUCAGACGUAUCGCCCGGUUCACACUUGACACCUGGUUCACACUUGUCGCACCUGGUUCAGUUCACACUUGGCACCUGGUUCACACUUGUCGCACGGUUCACACUUGACACCUGGUUCACACUUGUCGCCCGGUUCAGACGCAUCGCCCGGUUCACACUUGGCACCUGGUUCACACUUGUCGCCCGGUUCAGACACCUCGCCCGGUUCACACUUGACACCUGGUUCACACUUGUCGCCCGGUUCACACUUGACACCUGGUUCAUCGCCGCCCGGUUCAGACGCAUCGCCCGGUUCAACCUGGUUCACACUUGCCGCCCGGUUCAGACGUAUCCCCGGUUCACACUUGACACCUGGUUUACACUUGACACCUGGUUCACACUUGUCGCCCGUUUCAGACGUAUCGCCCGGUUCACACUUGACACCUGGUUCACACUUGACAUCUGGUUCACACUUGUCGCCCGUUUCAGACGUAUCGCCCGGUUCAGACGUAUUGCCCGCUUUCUGUCUUUCUGUCUGUCUGUCUGUCUGUCUUUCUGUAUCUAUCUAUCUAUCUAUCUAUCUAUCUAUCUAUCUAUCUAUCUAUCUAUCCUGUUCAUAAGCCUCUCUAUAUUACUCUUAAUUUGUCCAUAUCUAUCUAUCUAUCUAUCUAUCUAUCUAUCUAUCUAUCUAUCUAUCUAUCUAUCUAUCUAUCUAAUACAAUCUCUUGGUCUCUCUUUCUUUCUUUCUUUCUUUCUUUCAUUCUUUCUCUUUUGA
Molecule: messenger RNA, 810 nt
Organism: Acanthosepion pharaonis
Lineage: Eukaryota; Metazoa; Mollusca; Cephalopoda; Sepiida; Sepiidae
Source: the annotation of a GenBank genome assembly